AUGGUAGACUAUAAAAAUAUCGAAUCAGCUUUAGUUGAAGUAAUUAAAGUAGCAUAUAGCCAAGGUACCAAAAAAUAUGACAAAUUAGGAGCAUCAUAUGUGAACUAUCUUAAGACUUUACAACGAAAAAGAGAUCCAGAAGAUCAUGUUGGAUAUGUUGCAAGACAGCGCGUCCCAAAUGAGGAAACUUAUAAUGAAAGAAUGGCAGAUUUCAAAGAUUGGUAUAAUGAAGAAGUAUAUGGUAGUCUUGAAAAUUUAUAUAUGUUAUAUUUCGAAUUAGCUAGUCAGGAAGUGUUGUAG
This is a messenger RNA of Ambispora gerdemannii, 300 nucleotides long. The record is from the annotation of a GenBank genome assembly. Lineage: Eukaryota; Fungi; Glomeromycota; Glomeromycetes; Archaeosporales; Ambisporaceae.